Knipowitschia caucasica is the source of this 639-nucleotide messenger RNA. Lineage: Eukaryota; Metazoa; Chordata; Actinopteri; Gobiiformes; Gobiidae. The record is from the annotation of a GenBank genome assembly.
AUGCAGACAGGAGAGUAUAAUAACAGAACGAACCCGGAAACACAGCGACACAGCAUCGGAGACUCCACUGCUGUCAACACACAGAUUACCAAAAUGGGUAUGGCUUUUGCGAAGCUGUUUUCAUCUUUCUUUGGGAAGAAAGAUAUGAGAAUUCUGAUGGUUGGAUUAGAUGCAGCUGGAAAAACAACCAUAUUGUAUAAAUUGAAACUGGGAGAAAUCGUUACCACAAUCCCAACAAUUGGUUUCAACGUGGAAACUGUAGAGUAUAAGAACAUUAGUUUUACAGUGUGGGAUGUGGGUGGCCAAGACAAAAUCAGACCCCUGUGGAGACAUUACUUCCAAAACACACAAGGGCUGAUCUUUGUGGUCGACAGUAACGACCGGGAGCGACUCACUGAAGCCAAAGAAGAACUGAGCAGGAUGCUGAGCGAGGACGAGCUCCGGGACGCUGUGCUCCUGGUAUUUGCAAAUAAACAGGAUCUUCCCAAUGCGAUGAACGCGGCAGAAGUGACUGAUAAACUGGGCCUACAUCAACUGCGUAACCGUAGCUGGUACAUCCAGGCCACGUGUGCCACCAGCGGAGACGGCCUGUACGAGGGACUGGACUGGCUCUCAAACGAGCUCAAGAAGAGUCAUUAA